AUGAUGCACUGGAGAGGAGGUACUGCGAAAGCUCCUUGCUGUGUUGUCAGCUCUUAGGAAGCGGAGGUUGAGCUGCGGGGGUCUUUCUCUCUCUCGAAGACCCCCUGCUCUUCCAGGCGACCUACAUCAGAGGGAGACGAGGGAGGCCUCCCUGCCGUGUGCAUCGGAGAGUGAGUAGCACGGUGCUUCAGAUGGAAAAGGUCACAUAAAUCAAUAGUUAUGUGUACGUGUGCCUAUUGACUCAGACUGUUGCCGUCCCAUCUACUUCUGCCCUAAUAUAUCUGUCCUGCCCUGCCAGAGAGGGCUGCUGAGUUGGAGAGAUGAACGUGGGCACGGCUCACAGUGAAGUGAACCCAAACACCCGAGUCAUGAACAGCCGCGGCAUCUGGCUCUCCUACGUCUUGGGAAUUGGCCUCCUACAUGUGAUCUUGCUCAGCAUCCCUUUCUUCAGUGUCCCUGUAGUCUGGACUCUAACCAACCUCAUUCACAACAUGAGCAUGUAUAUCUUCUUACACACUGUGAAAGGAACGCCAUUUGAGACUCCCGAUCAGGGUAAGGCCCGGCUGCUCACUCAUUGGGAACAGAUGGAUUAUGGAGUGCAGUUCACAGCUUCUCGCAAGUUCCUGACUAUCACACCAAUUGUACUUUAUUUCCUUACCAGUUUCUACACAAAAUACGACCGGGUACAUUUCAUCAUCAACACCAUCUCUUUGAUGAGCGUCUUGAUCCCCAAGUUGCCCCAGCUGCAUGGCGUCCGUAUCUUUGGAAUCAACAAGUACUGAGUUCGGGUGGGGGGGCUUUUUCUCUCCCCUCCCUCUUUUUCCGGCGAGCUGUGAGAUACCAGAGUGAGAACCCCACUUUCUUUGCUCUGGCUGUGUCUUCAGGCUAGGGGCUGCAGGACAGCUCUCCUUUUCAAUGGGCACAUAUUGCACAGGAUUGCAAAAACCAGCGAAACAUAAACGGCUCUGAGCUUGCAAAGAGGCAAGAGGAAGCUGAAACCUACUGCAAUUACUCUUGUUAUUACUGCUUCUUCUUGAGAAACUGAAAAUAGAUGCAGGCCACGCUGCAAUGUAAAAGGUACUCAUCAUUUGUUCUCUGAUAGGAAAGAAUUCCGGCUGAGAAAGUUGAACAAUAAAAGCCUGAUUCAAGGUGACGUUGAUUUAGGAUGAUAGGAAACGCACUUUAACAUCAAACUGUCCCAUUAGGAGAGUUUGACUUGCUCGUGGAAAGGGCUAUAUCAGAAAUAUUAGGCUGCACGCUGUGAAAAGCGUAGUCAGAUUUCCUCUCGACUGUUUAUAAAUGCCUUUAAUGAUGCAGAGGCAGGAAGGAAAAGAUCUUGUUCCUUCCACAGGGACACAGUUAACAGAGUAAAGCUGUUCAGAAUAUAUCCUGGGCUUUUAAGUAUCUGCCCUCGGAGGAGUGGGUGUUCCAUAUGGGAAGGGUUUAGAUAUUAAAACAGAACUGGGGAAGAAGGAGAGAGGUGAGAAGCGGAGGAAAUUCUUGCCACUGGUUUUGCAGUGGGCAUCGCAGUUUGAGUCACAGCUGCCUCUGUGCUCCUGGCCAGAGAGCCAUUGGCUGAACGAUCAAUUUCUUUUAGCACAAAUGGCAGAGGAUAGUGUUGUCCAAACUUGGCCACUUUAAGAUGAGUGGACUUCAAC
Molecule: messenger RNA, 1658 nt
Organism: Python bivittatus (Burmese python)
Lineage: Eukaryota; Metazoa; Chordata; Lepidosauria; Squamata; Pythonidae
Gene: ORMDL3
Product: ORMDL sphingolipid biosynthesis regulator 3
Cellular component (GO): endoplasmic reticulum membrane
Source: RefSeq, a predicted model, not a curated record